Molecule: messenger RNA, 990 nt
Organism: Pestalotiopsis fici W106-1
Lineage: Eukaryota; Fungi; Ascomycota; Sordariomycetes; Amphisphaeriales; Sporocadaceae
Exons: 3
Coding region: 1-990 (329 amino acids)
Molecular function (GO): oxidoreductase activity, acting on single donors with incorporation of molecular oxygen, incorporation of two atoms of oxygen; ferric iron binding
Source: RefSeq, a predicted model, not a curated record
AUGCGCUUCCAGGUUCUGCUGCUCGCUCUUGCUUCAGGUGUGGCUUUGGCUCACACCGGCCAUGACCUCGAGGAGGAGCUCGCCAAGCGACAGGAAUUUCUUCUCACCACUCGUGGAAACAUUGCUCACUGUGCCUCAAAGGUCAAGGCCCGUGGUAUCGAGGACCGCGCCAUCGCUCGCCGUGCGGCGACUGUGCAGGCGCUUCAGCAGAAGCGCGGCAUUGUCUCCCGCCGCGAUCUCGGCACCGUGCUGGCCACUGACCACAAUGCCACGGACACGGGGUAUGAUCUCACUACUCCCACUACUACUUUGUUCGCAUCGAACUCGUCUUGCGUCCUGACUCCCGAGGGCGAGAGCGGACCGUACUAUGUUGCUGGCGAAUACGUCCGCUCGGAUCUGACCGAGGAUGAGCCCGGUAUUCCUGUGCACUACGACUUCCAGUUCUUGGACUACACUACCUGUGAGCCCAUCGAGGGUGCCUACUACGAAAUCUUCAACGCCAACAGCACGGGCGUCUACUCUGGCACCAGCAACGGCGGCAAUGGCCAGUCUCAGAUCGGCUUGACCUGGCUGAGAGGUGUCCAGCCCACUGACGCAGAUGGUGUUGCUCAGUUCGAUACCAUAUUCCCUGGCCACUACGCCGGCCGUGCCACUCACGUCCACACCAUCCUCCACCUGGACGCCGAACCGCGCGAGAACGGUACCUUUUACGACCUCACCGCCCAGCACGUCGGCCAAGUCUUCUGGGACCAGUCUGUCCGCGACCUGGUGGAGCAAAUCUCCCCUUACAGCAGCAACACCAACCCCGUCACCUCCAACGCCGAGGACCGCGUCUUUGCCGUCGAGGUCGGCAACGACAAUGACCCCGUCUUCAACUAUGUCCAGCUUGGCGACAGCAUCGAGGAUGGCUUCUUGGCCUGGUUGACGAUUGGUAUUGAUCUGUCGCGUACUCCCACCACGAUCCACCCUGCUGCCAUCCUUCGUGCUUAA